ACAUUCCUAAACUUCGCCUCUUGUUCUGGUUUACACAGCGGUUCAUAUAUAAUAUCAUGGGUUCACACGGGUGGUCGUCUUGAACGUACCCGAUACGGUCUGUAGAGUACAAAGUGAUUUGAUUACUUUUUAUAGUUAUAUUAUUUACAUGUGAAUGAACAGAUAUGCCUUUUAAUACAGAUGCUGCCGCACAUCAAAUACAGGAUCGGUUGAAGAGUAUUUACAGUUUGGUACACGACUUCGAGAAGAAACAUCAUUUUUCGGAAAACAAUUUAAGCAAUAUCAUUAAAACGCAUGAUAAAUUGAGUCCAGACGAUAGAGUUACUCCAUAUUACCAGCAAAAGUUAAAAGCUAUUUAUAUUGCAGCAAUAUCUGAUGCUACAUCAGAAGAAGAUAUACUACGAAAAUCUCUUGACAAGAUAAAUGAAAUAAGAUUCAUUAGAAACGAACGAAGAAUUCAGGCUCGAAAUGCUGGAAAUAAAGAAACAAUUAGAAGAGGUGCUUUGAUGAAAAUGUUAUUGAGUACAGCACAAACACUUCCUAUUUACGUUGGUAAAUCUAUAGGUGCAAAAGCACCACCUCUCUGUGGGGCAGUGCCUGCAGAACCGACAUAUGUCGCUAAGAUGGGAGAUAUGGUUGCGGCUCUAGUAAAGGGAUCAGAGGAAGAAGAAAACUGGAUACUUGCUGAAGUAGUUAGUUUUAAUGCUACAACUAAUAAAUACGAAGUCGACGACAUCGACGAGGAACAGAAAGAUAGGCAUACCUUAUCACGCAGACGCGUCGUUCCUCUGCCUUUGAUGAGAGCAAAUCCUGAAACUGAUUCUAAUGCGCUAUUUCCAAAAGAGUCAAUAGUAAUGGCUCUUUAUCCUCAAACAACAUGCUUUUACAAAGCUGUUGUGAACCAACUACCAACAACAGCCACUGAGGAGUAUGAGGUUCUCUUCGAGGAUGCAAAUUAUGCUGAUGGCUAUUCCCCGCCAUUAAACGUGGCUCAGCGUUACGUAAUAUCGAUUAAAGAGAGUAAGAAAAAUAAGGGUCAGUCAUAGUUGAUAAGAAAUGUUUAUAAUUGAAUGAAGUAAUAAAUAUUUUACUGUCAAAU
Messenger RNA from Belonocnema kinseyi, 1099 nucleotides. It is a transcript of the gene Sgf29, whose product is annotated as SAGA-associated factor 29. The coding region runs from base 165 to 1046 and encodes 293 amino acids. NCBI's taxonomy places the organism in Eukaryota, Metazoa, Arthropoda, Insecta, Hymenoptera, Cynipidae. Gene Ontology annotation, cellular component: SAGA complex. The transcript is spliced from 5 exons. The record is from RefSeq and is a predicted model, not a curated record.